CGCGGGCGGAGGGGCGGCGCACCCCUGCCCGCGGGCGCUCGGCGGCGGGCGGCGCCGCUCUGGCCCUCGCGCUCCAGGGCGCUCCGCGAGGCCGGCCCCACUCCCUCCCCGCGCGCCCUACGCCCAGCCCGCCAGGCCCCAGGCCCAGGCCGUGCGGCCGCACUCACCGCCUCGCUCCGCGCCUGCGCCGCACACCUCAAGGGCCCGCCGAGAGGGCGGGGAGGUGACGAGCGGUGAAAACCUUGCAGCGGUCCUGGGAAGAAAGCCGUUUUGCCCGCCCGUACCAGUGCCUUCGUUCUGCUGGCGUGGUGCUCUGGCAGCAAGGGACUGUUGAUUUGCGCUGGCAGCUGGACAUCAGCUCUUGGUUGGCUAAGAUGACUCCUCUGCGAACCAACUCCUAACAAAGAGGUUACAACUCAGGUGAAAGGAGUCCAUUUUGCCUAGCCCCCUGGUCUCAUGAAGCCGUUCAGCAUCCCCGUUCAAAUUACCCUCCAGGAUGGCCGGAGACGCCAGGGGAGGACAGCCUUUUCUACCUCAGGGAAGAGAAACAUAGACCACAGUGAUGGAGACCCACCAUAUGUGCACAAGAAGCUGCCAUCCAAUGCUGGAAAGGACCGAGCCAUGCUGCUAGGGUUUGCAAUGAUGGCCUUCUCUGUCCUAAUGUUUUUCUUGCUUGGAGUAACCAUCCUAAAGCCCUUCAUGCUCAGCACUCAGAGAGAAGCAGCGAACUGCACCAUCAUCCACACACACAUCACGGACUGGAUGGACUGCGCUUUCAGCUGUGGGGCGGACUGCCGCGGUCAGGGCAAGUACCCGUGUCUGCAGGUGCUUGUGAACCUCACCCAUUCAGGGCAGAAAGCUCUCCUACAUUAUAACGAAGUGGCUGUCCAGACAAAUUCCAAGUGCUUCUACACACCUGAGUGCCACCAAGAUAGAAAAGAUUUGCUCAACAGUGCUCUGGGCAUAAAGGAAUUCUUCGAUCUCAAAAACGGGACCCCCUUUUCAUGCUUCUACAGUCCAGACAGCCAGUCUGAAGAUGUUAUUCUCAUUAAAAAGUAUGACCGAAUGGUUAUCUUCCAUUUUUGGCCGUCACUGACUCUGGUAGGUGGUGCCCUGAUAGUUGGCGUGGUGCGAUUAACACAGCACCUGUCCCUACUGUGUGAAAAAUACAGCGGCAGAGACGAGGUAAGUGGCAAAGUACCUUACAUGGCCCGGCACCAGCUCUAACUGUGGGGUGUGGGGAGGAGCAAAGGAAGGAGCAGGUAAUCUUAAGAUGGUGGCCAUAUUCAAGUCCUGACCUUCAGAUAACCUGCCAUUUCUGCUCUUGAGGACCUAAUUAUGCCUACUUGCAAACUAACCAUGUAGAGGCAAAGUUAAGUAUGAAUAUUUCAUGGGCAGAAGAAAAUUUGUAGUCUCAUUAUGCAUUCAUUCUAUUUAUUUUAUAAAUACAUAAAAAUUCACCAUCAUUUCUACUCCAAAUCUCUCCACAUGAGCCAAGGAAGCACUUUUUGUUUCCAUGUGGCAAAAUGAGCUCAAGGUCUUUGUGCUUCAUCUGCUAUCAACUCACACUGCAGAACUAGUUAUAUCUGACUUGUCACUGUGGAAGUAGAUGAGGAGGGUUUCUAACCUGGUGAGCGCUGAACGGCCAAUCGAGUUCUAUGCAAUAGAGUUCACAUUAAAACAUUUCUCAAAAAAUUCUUAGUGAAGAACAGUUCACUACUCACUAUAGGAAGAUAAUAAUCUGAUAAUUUCAGAAAACAUGGACCUACUAUUUUACUUCACCAUGAGAAAAGAGAGAAGCCGCUGCCUGUAAAAUUCACUAAGCUUAGCAUUAUUUGUACUUAACCUUGCCAUGGACCAUGUAAUUUUUCUUUCAGCAACAUUUUUUCCAGUUGAUUAUGCUUUCCGUAAGCUCAUUUUGUUGUGUACAUGCUGGAGGGAGCAGGAGAGAUGGCUAGAAAUGUGUUGUGAAGCAGGGAGAAGCUACACUGGAUGGAAUUUAACAUUCAUUUCAGAUAACCCGCAUCACAGAAAAGUCCCACAUCGAUAGUCAACAACUGUCCGUACUUUAAUUAAUGAAUCAACCACGAUUAUUAAAUAAUGAAUGUCACAAAACUCUCCCAACAAGUGCUUUCCAGAUUAAGCUGAAUAUACGAGUUGGAAACAGAGUUCAUUCUGAAAACCAUUGUACCUCAAAGUAGCUUUACAAUUUUACUAAGAAAUCUUAUAGCAAGGGCAACAGAAAGAAUGACUUUUGAAGCAACCUUUAUAUGUAGAUGUUAUCAAAACAGAAACUUUGACUCUAAGCCAAUUUAAUGCCUUUUAGCAAAUAAUUGUAAGUCACACAUUAUUAAAUAAAAUGAAUAAUUAAAUAAAGCAAUACUGACUUGACCAGCAGUGAACAAUUUUGUAUUUUCUCUUCUUUCUAGUGAGGAAUAGUGGAGAGAACAUGUGUCUUAAAGUAGGAUUUUUUCGAGAUUUUUUAAUAAUUACAACUUCUCAGAUAUGUGUCCUUGGGUAAUUCAGCUGAAUUGUUUGAGCCUCUCUUCUCAACAAUAAAUAGGGAUAAGCUCUUCUUUCACGGGGUUAUUUUAAAGGAAGAAACAAGGUAGGAUAUGUGGAACACCUAGCUUAAUUUCUGGUACCUAGUGGAGGUGCAUAAAAAUGUUAGUAGAUGAAAAAAACUUCUGCUAAGUUUUCAAUUUUCAGUCAGCCUUCUCCCUCUUCUGGGGAUGUACCCUAAAGAAAUGAAAUCAGUACCUCCAAGAAAUACCUGCUUUCCAUGUUCACUGCAGCACUAUUCACAAUAGCCAAGGUAUAGAAACAAUCUAAGUAUCCAUCGACAGAUGAAUAAAGAAAUCGUGAUUAUAUAUAUAAAAUGUGUAUACAUAUAUGGAAUAUUUUUCAGCCUUAAAAAAAUGAGAUCCUGCCAUUUGCAACAACAUGGAUGCACCUGGAGGUCACUGUGCUAAGUAAAAUAAUCCAGACACAUAAAGGAAAGAACUGCAUUUCACUUAUACAUGGAAUCUAAAAAUGUUGAAUACAUAGCAGAGUGCAGAAUGCUAGUUACCUGGGGUGGGGGAGGGGAGCUGGGGAGAUGUUGGUUAAUGGGUACAGACUUUGUUAUAAGAUGAAUAAAUCUUCAGAUCUAAUGUACAGCAUAAUGACUAUAGUUAAUACUGUAUUGAAUACUGGAAACGUACUAAGAGAAUAGAUUGUAGGUGCUUGCAUCACACACACACACACACACAAGGUAACUGUGUGAGGAGAUUAUGUGUUAAUUAGCUUGACUGCAGUAAACAUUUCACCGUGUGUAUGUCUAUCAAAUCAUCAUGUUGUAAAUCUUAAGUAUAUACAAUUCUUAGUAAAAAUAAAUUCAGUCAGUCUUGGUACCUUUCAUUGGGCGGUGGGGGUAGGAAGCUGCAGGAGAGGAUUCCUCUCCACCUUCUCUUGGCUAAAUAUGAUAUGCAUUUAAGGUCCAGAACAUGCUGUUUAAAAGGUUGUAGUAAAUUGUUUUGUAUGCCAAAGACUUCUCUGUAAUAAAAUGUAUGUAUGCAUACAUAUUUUAAAUCA
This is a messenger RNA of Camelus dromedarius (Arabian camel), 3573 nucleotides long. It is a transcript of the gene KCNMB3, whose product is annotated as potassium calcium-activated channel subfamily M regulatory beta subunit 3. NCBI's taxonomy places the organism in Eukaryota, Metazoa, Chordata, Mammalia, Artiodactyla, Camelidae. The record is from RefSeq and is a predicted model, not a curated record. Gene Ontology annotation, molecular function: calcium-activated potassium channel activity; potassium channel regulator activity. Gene Ontology annotation, biological process: detection of calcium ion; potassium ion transport. Gene Ontology annotation, cellular component: membrane; voltage-gated potassium channel complex.